Messenger RNA from Poeciliopsis prolifica (blackstripe livebearer), 5627 nucleotides. Its product is annotated as rap1 GTPase-activating protein 1-like. Gene Ontology annotation, molecular function: GTPase activator activity. Lineage: Eukaryota; Metazoa; Chordata; Actinopteri; Cyprinodontiformes; Poeciliidae. The coding region runs from base 1305 to 3461 and encodes 718 amino acids. Gene Ontology annotation, biological process: regulation of small GTPase mediated signal transduction; activation of GTPase activity. Gene Ontology annotation, cellular component: cytoplasm. The transcript has 24 exons. The record is from RefSeq and is a predicted model, not a curated record.
UGGUUACAGAAUAAUAUCAUAAACCCCAGACAUUGGAACUGAAACAGUAACUUUGGAGGAGCUGCAGACAUCAACAGCUCAUUUUUGAAAAGACAGCUUCCAUUAUGCAAUCUUUCCUUCCUGGAAAAAUGUAAAGAAGUAUAAAAAUAUGUAAUUUGCAAGCAGACACAGCAAAUGUGUGGAGGAAAAUUAACACAGCACAUUGACCUGACUGUGACAUUUACCUUGAAGCAUUAGUAAAGCAGUUGAUUUAAAACAGGGACAAUAUGAAAAAAAAACAUUAAUAAAAGAUGGAAAGUUAGUUUCUAUAUGUAGUUCCUCCCUAUGUGAGUUAAUAAAAUUGUUUUAAGUAAUCAUUGAAAGCUCCCGUAUACUGUAUAUUCAGUCACUGUACUGUCAUAAAGUUACAGCAAUGUCAACAUUGUAUGCCUGACUUCUGCUCUGGAAGAUUUCUAAUAACACUUUCCUGACAUUACAAAGAAAGUCCUUCAGGUCAGGGGAAAGUUUAAGACUUUCUGGGACUUUGUUCCAUUCUCUAAUGCCUUUGAAUGAGAAAACUGUCUGCAAAUGCGGAGCUACCUUUAGGUUUUCGUUACUAUUGGUGGAGCUGGAGCGCCUGGUUGUGAGCUCAGAGCAAAACUGGAAAAAGUUUUUCAAUGCUGAAGGAGUGCCAUUACUCAUCGUUUUAAAAUAAGCCCCACUUUAGAAGAAUGCAUCUUCAUUAAACACAGAAAGCCUUUUCACAAAACCUACUGGAAGUUCACGUUCUAGCAUUUUGACCCUGGCCAAGUAUGUGGAAACAUUACAGGGUAUCUAUACUAGAUUCUCACCAGUUUAGUCAUUUGUUGCCACAUUUUCCUUUUCUGUGUUGUUAAAUAUUUUGUUGGUUGUUAGUUACAACCGUUUAUGACAGCAGAGACGUUGGACUCCACCUCCAGCUGUCAGUCAGGAUGCACAUAGUGUUUAAUGAGAGGCGGAUGAUGUAAUCCUGAUUUCAUCCUGUAACUCUCCAAAGAGUUAAAGACUAGAGAAGACACCUCUAACUUCACACUGAGGAUCGCUUAUCUAGAUUUCAGGCUUUGCACUGCAAGCCGGCUGAGGACACAGCGCAUAUCUGCCUGAGGAUCUUGCCUCUGGGUUUUAGUCUUCAGGGAUGUAGCUUUAGUUCAGGAUGCAGUUACCUGUCUGCGUUUGCAGAGAAGCUCAGUAGUCGUGACAAGUUGAAAUCCGACGUUCUAAAGUUAGUGACAGUGAAGAGCUUCGAAGCUGCAGGAUUUUAGUUUUCAGUGAGGCGAACAGAAACGAUGGCGGAAAACCUUCGCAGUCGCCAACAUCAUCCCAUGGUGACAAAGACACACUGGAGGAAACCGAGCAGUACCACAGAUUUAUUUGAAAUGAUUGAAAAGAUGCAGGGCAGCAGGAUGGAUGAGCAGAGAUGCGCCUUUCCUCCACCUCUAAAGACUGAAGAGGAUUACAUUCCAUACCCAAGUGUUCAUGAGGUGUUGGGAAAAAAAAGCCCCUUUCCUCUCAUUCUGCUGCCACAGUUUGGUGGUUACUGGAUUGAGGGAACCAACCAUGAGCUGAGUGAAGCUGGGGACCCGGAGCAGCACCGACCGCCGUCACCCAGCAGCCGCACUAAACUGGAAUGUAACACAACGGCCACACUGUACAGGAAACACUUCCUGGGCAAGGAGCACUUUAAUUACUAUUCACUGGACAGUUCCCUUGGACAUCUGGUGUUCUCCAUAAAAUAUGAUGAGAUUGGUGACCAGGAACAUCUUCGUCUCAUGCUCAGAACCAAGCUGAAAACCUACCAAGAUGUGAUCCCCAUUUCCUGCCUAACAGAGUUUCCCAACGUGGUCCAAAUGGCCAAGCUCGUCUGUGAGGAAGUCAACGUGGACCGUUUUUACCCUGUCCUCUAUCCAAAAGCUUCAAGACUCAUCGUCACAUUUGAUGAACAUGUGAUCAGCAACAACUUCAAAUUUGGGGUCAUCUACCAAAGGUUCGGACAGACGUCAGAAGAGGAGCUGUUUGGCAACAGCGAAGAAAGUCCUGCCUUUGUAGAGUUCCUGGAGUUUCUGGGAGAAAAGAUUGAGCUACACAAUUUUAAAGGUUUCCGCGGAGGGUUAGAUGUGACUCAUGGGCAGACUGGCACCGAAUCCAUCUACUGCAACUACCGCAACAAAGAGGUCAUGUUCCAUGUGUCCACAAAGCUGCCUUACACAGAGGGGGACACGCAGCAGUUGCAGAGAAAAAGGCACAUAGGCAACGACAUCGUGGCCAUCGUAUUCCAAGAGGAGAAUACUCCCUUUGUGCCAGACAUGAUUGCCUCCAACUUCCUUCACGCUUACGUUGUGGUCCAGGUGGUCAACCCCUGCUCUGACAACGUUGUCUACAAGGUUUCAGUCACGGCUCGGGAUGAUGUUCCUUUCUUUGGCCCAGCUCUCCCAAACCCGGCCAUGUUUAAAAAAGGCCCUGAAUUUCACGAGUUUCUGUUUACAAAGCUAAUCAAUGCAGAAUAUGCGUGCUACAAAGCUGAAAAGUUUGCAAAGCUGGAGGAGCGAACACGAUCAGCUUUGCUUGAAACCCUUUAUGAGGAACUCCAUGUGAACAGCCAGGCCAUAAUGGGAGUUGGAGGAGAGGACGACAAACUGGAAAAUGGGAAUGCAGGAGGAGGGGGAUUCUUUGAAUCUUUUAAGCGGGUGAUUCGCGGUAGGAGCCAGUCAAUGGAUGCCAUGAGUCUAACUUUAAAGAAGCCAUAUGCAGUCUCCAAUAACCUGAGCAGCCACAGUCCUGCAGAGAGCCCUAAAUUCCCUGGGAUAUCAUUGCUUGUCCCAGGCAAAAGUCCCAGUAAAUAUGGACGCCGUGGCAGUGCCAUAGGGAUAGGAACAGUAGAAGAGUCUCUGAUUAUCCCAGGAAAAAGCCCAACAAGGAAGAAGUCAGGUCCUUUCAGCUCCAGGCGAAGCAGCGCCAUCGGGAUCGAAAACAUCCAAGAAGUCCAGGAGAGAAGUAGAGAGACAUCUCCUAACACUCAGAAGACUCCUGACAGUGGCCACGUUUCUCAAGACCCAAAAUCCGACAACUCAGACCAGAGCUCUCCUGAGGUUCUCACAACCACCAAGAACAGCUCUCAUCUUUGUGGCAGGACCCCUUCCAUCCCUGAGGGCAACGACCUCUCCCGUUCCUCAUCCAACGCCAGCAGCUUUACCAGUGUGGUUGAGGAGAAUGAAACCGAGGCAGCAGAGGACUACGACACAGGCAUGGAGAGUCUGUCUUCAGCCGGGACGCCUCACAAGCGUGACUCCCUCACCUACAGCACCUGGUUGGAGGACAGCAUCAGCUGCACCAGCAGCAACAGUCGUGGCAGCUCUCCAGGGCCCGGUAAAUCUGAUCGAGGGAAAGCCACCGACAUUCGGAUCAAACUAGAACGAUCACAUGACCAUCAGUCAUCAAACUGUUAACCCUGCCCACCUGAUUAUAUCCUGAAUCUCCAUCUUCAGCAGUCCCAUAUGUCUCACUCCUUCUGAGAGCCAUGCAUUUGACAUGACGUGUGAAGAGAAGGAGAACGAUGAUGAAGAUGAGAGAGGACUAUCAGACGGAGCCUGCAGUUGGCUGCUCAGGGAGGACAUGCAUCCAGAAACCCAGAGGACACUAGGAAGGGUUACGCACAAAAAGGGGCCACAUUUUUACAUCCUUUGUUUCCUUCCACUCAUUUCUUUGCCUGUUUCCACAUCCCUUGCCUGGUUGUAUUUCUUUUUAUCUUUUAUUUUCCUGGCCUUUCUUGUAGAAGUGCACAUUUGAUCUGCAAAUGUAAAUGUUUUAUCUGUGAAAAUGUCACUUUUGUUUAGUUGUCUUGUUGAAGUCAUGGCGUUCUGGCUAUAAAAAGUACAGACUGUGCUCUUAGCUGUCAUCAUGAGGAAACCUGCAGCCCAAAGAUAAAGACAACUUAAAAGGCAUGUAUCAUCAUAUUUAAAAUUUCACCUUUUAAAAUGAGGCUUUUUGUUUCACAAUUGUAAAAAAUUUAUUUCCAUUUCUGAAGUGGAGCAAUAUGUAAAGGUAUGUGGAAAAAGGAAAAUGAUAACUAAGAGUGCAAGUUGCAAAAGAGUGAUGACAUCACGUGUUGGACCCUGCACACAACAAACAAAAUAAGUUUUUCUAGAAGAUAAAUUGUCCCAGAUAUUAUUGCGAUAAAUGAUUAUACUGUUGUUUUGUAGAUAAUAAAGAAAAUAAUGAGAAUAACGUUCAGUUCUCAGAAGUCAAUUAGCUUUGAUUUUGAUCAGAACAUUUUACACUGGAACAAGAUUUUAAAUAUCCAAAAUAAAACACAACAACUGAAAACAAUAAACAAAACGUCAAUAAAAAUCACACACAACCAAAACUAUAAAUAAGUAUAUUAACAUCAGAAUAGUAAUUAUUUAGCUCAUUUUUUAAUCAUUUAAAUUACAUUGAGAAAUCUACUGGAUAGAUAAUUGUUUUGGAAAAUAUAAGUUCUUACCUCAUUAUUUUUAUCAAUUUGUGUAAAGAAAUAUUAGUGCAAAUUGUAUUUAUUUAUUUAUUCUUUUCUGGUGUUAAAAUAUGAUGACAUUUGCCCUUUAAGGUUUUUCGCUUAAUAACAGUCUCGCAUAUAAAUUCUGAAGGAUUUGGCGCGCAUCAUGCAUCAGAAAAGUUCAUUUGUGUAAAAUCCAAAGAGAAGAACAUAAUUGCUGCACUAAGACACUUUCCAUCUACUUUCUCCAAAUUAAGCACAUUUAACAAACGAUGAAAGUUUACUGGAAAGAGAAUCUCGACUGAUACUCUUAAAGUUUUCUUGGCCUUUUAAGUUUAUGUUACCUCAAUAUUUUCACCCACAUUCUCAUCUACCAAAAUCUGUCAGUUGUAUUAGAUUAACUAAUCAGACUUGAUUCGAGGAACUGAAGAAUUGGUUGCAUUGCCUGUCGUGAUGAGUCACUGCCUGUAUGGUUAGCCGAUGUACCAAUAUAGUCAGUCACGUUAUUUUUGUACUUCCGUCUUUCUCCAACCAUGUUUUUAUUUUUUCCUUGGUUCCUGGUGAAGUGUGAGUUACACGGUACCUCUCUGGUGAUAACACUCAGCGUCUUGUCAUUCAGCUUGUAUAUGUUGCGUUGGUGUAAUUGUAGUCUCUACCUGUGACGCCUGGCUUGUUUCAGGCCUCUAACCUUGUUCAGUGCAGUAAGUUUACAAUGCAAAUGUGAUCAAACCAUGUAUAUUUAUUUGCUUUAAAAGUGACUAAAUCCAAACUAAGCUACUGGUUUUGUGUACAUAAAUAUAAAUUUAACAGGAGUACAUAUAUUUAUAGCAGGUGGAUUUUAAAUUGGGAGGAGCAACACCAUAAGUUUACUGCCAAGUUAAAUAUUUACUGUUGUUUUAUGUCAUGUAUUCUUGAUUUCAGAUUUGAUUUUGACAGUUUUGUAGAUUUUUAAAGGUUUUCAGACUGUAAAAGGGAAAAUGUCUCUGUACAACCCAUUAACCAUUUCAGUUGCCUUAUAUCACACAAUGACAGUGUAAGGAAAGCCAGUGUCGGCAAUAGUUAAGUCAUCAGGAUUUCCAAUGAAAUGAAUGUUUUGCUUUUGCUUGUUUUUACUGUAAAUAAAUUCCCCAAGAAGUUUAAA